AAUGACCCUGGCGGUGCGAGGCGCCACCGUCGAUUUUAGCGGUUGGCGCGACGACAAAGAGAGACCGGUAUGGAGAUAGUAGAUUGAUUUUUCCUCGAGAAAGUUUGGAAAAAUGGAGUCGAGUGAUUACUAUGUGAAGGUACCCCCGAGAUCAUCCCUCUGCUGUACAAUUUGCACGGUUGAUCCUGAUGAGAUCAGAGACUCCAGUGCGAAAUCCUAUUUUCAUUGGAAAACUCUGAAAUGCAGAUAUAUUAUAAACCUGAUGCCGUCGACAGUGAUAGCAUCACCGAUUCACAAAUCCAAAGGGGCAUUUUAUGUGAUAACAACUAGGAGUUUCUACAACACAGGAAUGCUGCAAAAAAAUCUCAUGAAGAUUAAUCUAACACACUCGGCGCAACAAAUCGUGACGCCUCAAGCAUACCUCGACUGUCUGAGGUACACCUUCGAGUUCUACAUGUCUCCUAUGUGGAACAAAGUGUUCAACAUCUACAUGGAGGGCGCAAAUUUCCUCCACAACUCAGAAUUCAAUGCUGCUAUUACCAGUACUAUCAGUUUGACGUCGAGAGAGACAAGUCCACAGGACGAGAUCAGGAUGAGACUGACGUCUCUGGCUGCUAAAUUACCACCGUUGAAGUUGGAGAACAUGGCGAUACUUUCAAUGGCGAUUGGCCCUUUUUUGCAAGAUCCUGAAGGGGUUCUCGAUGUCAGUAGGUUCGUCAUGCUGAAAGUCAACGUUAUCCCCAGUAUGAAAAAAGCGAUCAUUAGAAGAGUUAUGAAGAAAAUUCCUCCAAACUGUGCAUUCCAGAAUUACAGAGAACUUCGGAGACACUGGAAAAAUAUGUAUGGCUAUCGCCUCCCGAAAACCGACGAGGGAAUCCUCUACUACGAAGUCUAUUUCCCGAUCCCCUGCGCCACCGUCGAGUACUUAAUCUACCCAGACAUCUGCGUCCGCCGAGACCUGUCGCAGCGUCCAGCGGAGCCCGGGGACCACUUGAAACAAAAAUUCCUCCAGGACUUCCUAUUCUCGAUGCCUACAGUCCUGGACCAGCCCCUGGAGAUCAGCCAGUCAAGCCAGCAGGAUAAUUCGCUCUCACAGGGCUUCCAGAAAGCCUCCCAGAUCGAGCCAUCAGGCCUCACAACUCCCUUUCCCAACGACUCCGCUCGUCUCAGCCUAUCUGGAGGGCCUUUAAAAAAGGACGUAUCGACGCAGAUGUCUCCCACGGCCAGCCUCAGGGGAUAUUGCCCGGACAACGAGAAGAAGAAGCUUAAGUUCGAUAAUUUGAAAAAAAUUCAACAGAUCCAUAACGUCGUUCCUUCCACGAGUUUCAGAGCCCCUAAGGGAGGGGUGAAGGCCCCGAAGCCAGUGAAAAUGUUUUUGAGUGAAUCUGAAAUGUCACAGUAUUUUCAGAAUUCAUCGGGGUCUUCUCAAAACAAGAAUAUAAACAUAUUUAAUCUCUAUGACAGAAAAAAGGAUAAUUUUGAUGAUGUCAAGGGUGGGACGUUUCCCCGAGUCAAUGAGGAGGAAGGACCCAGGGAGGAUGGGAAGAGGUCGAAGGUAAAGGUGGUGAGUGUGAGCUCAGGAACCUACCCCUGGUUUAAAUAAGGGCUAGGGGAUUAUUUCCUUGAUUGUGUUUGUUGUGUAAUUAUUUCCAUAACGAAAAAGCUUUGGAAGAAAGAGAUAUUUUAUUUGUUUAUUUAUUUAUAUUAAUUUUUUCGUGUUAAUUAUUCAUUAGACAACAAUGCUAUAGAUGUGAUAAAUUCUUCUGUACAAUUAAGCAAGCAAAAUCGACAAUAUCAAUCAAU
Diachasmimorpha longicaudata is the source of this 1803-nucleotide messenger RNA. RefSeq lists its product as uncharacterized. The transcript is spliced from 6 exons. Lineage: Eukaryota; Metazoa; Arthropoda; Insecta; Hymenoptera; Braconidae. The record is from RefSeq and is a predicted model, not a curated record. Bases 113 to 1603 code for a protein of 496 amino acids.